GCUGGCCGGGGUUCUGUCUGGCCGUCCGUCCAUCGUCUUAACAGCUCCCCAAGCUCGAAACACUUUCCCCAGAUUUCCCCAGCCCUUCCUUCGACUCCACCCCUCUCAUCCCGCCAGCCAAGUGCCAGAUCAAAGCUCUGGAGCUCCCACCCAUGGCUAGUAGGACUGCACGCCUGAAUAAUGAUACGAUUUUCGAAAACUGCCAAUGAACGCCCUCUACUUGUCAGCCGACUUCUGCGGCUGGCGAGUUGGUCGACCCAGGGUUCCUCGACUUGCGCUGCCCAGUUUCCGCAAGCCUCGUGUGCAUAGUGGCCUCAACUCCACUAGCUAUCGCUGGUUGAACAGCCGAGCGACCGAUCCCCCUGAUGCGCCCGCCGUGACGGCGACAAACUUCAAUAGCGAGAAUUCAGGCGCUUGGCAGCCAGAAACUCGGAACUAUGAGCUCAGUCAUGCAGAAUGGAAAUUCCUCCGCCGCAUUUUCGUCCCUCCGACACGAGAGCCCCCUCCGAAGGUGCCGUCCAGAUAUUCGUCGAGCUACAAACUAUUUGCUCCCCGAACCAGCAUAAGCGAGGUACCGGAUCCAAACUUUGAUCCUACGGGAUCAGAUCUCGUGUUUGCCAAAUCGUUCAAAGAUCCGUUGGAAAGGUCCGAAUAUUUGCGGGAACUUCUCGCGGAGCGGGGUGAAAGAGAGAAAACUACACUUGCAAGGCUUCCUCCGACUGCCUUCUCCGAGCUUCUACGGUCCCUCGACCCCUUGACGCUUGCUGCAGAGCUUGACCCGACUGUAGGCAUUAAUGUGAAUCCUGGCGUGGCCCUGUCAACUAGUCUUGGGUCUUAUUUCGACAUCUUCGGUGUGCGGACGGGGAAUGUCCUCCUCUUGGAGCGCGUGUUCGCUGCAGUGCAACUGAGAAUCUUGGCAAAACGGCCUAUAAUUCUUUCCGACUUCAAAGUACUCUUUAGGUGUGCUGGGGCAGCCUCCGAUCCGAUGAUCGUUCACAACAUCUUCCUCUUGAUGAAGCAAGCUGGCGAGUUGAAAUUGCGAGAAUCGGGGCUCGUGGAUGAAUACAUCAAGUCCCGUUAUCUCACCGAGCACUCAUAUAACCAGUAUGACCUUGCAAGGUCGCGUGUUCGCGCCAUUGACCUUCACAACACCAAAUUACUCUAUGGACGAAACCAAACAUAUCGACUCAGGGCGGCUACGCAACUGGCCUUAUCGCCAAACCAUCGUUUUGGCCAGACCCGGCAUUCGUACAUUAAAGUGGAGUCUCUCAGAAGGGUUACGAGAUUGCGAGAGGACGCCCUUAACCUCUUUAGAAAAAUGAUAUACCACCACAAUACUAUGGACGAGCGCGUUUGCUGUGCCCUAAUGGUUGCCUUGGGAACGACAGGAUCGCUUACGCUUCUGGAAGGUGUGAUCCUGAAAAGGUUUUUUGGAAUAAAGGUCAUCAGAGUUCGGGAGUCCGGUAUUUCCAAAAGCGAACGGAGGCACAACAAAAACACCAGGACCGCGGAUGUCAUCAUAGAGGGGGAUGAAAGAAAGCACACACCACCCGGUUCAAUCACCGACCCAACGAAGCGACUCCUGGACGCCGUUGUGAGCAGCUACUGUCGCAAUGGCGAAAUCGUUGUUGCGUUGAAGUUGGUUGAUUUCUUGGCGCUCCGUUAUAACAUUCGCAUACCUGAUCAAACUUGGUUCGAUAUACUCCAAUGGACCUACUUGUACACAACAAACCCCGCUAGAUCCGAAUGGAUAGAGGCUGGGUUUCCAGGAAGGGCAACGACACACGAAUCGGUGCAACUGGUUUGGGACACUAUGACAACGGAGUAUAAGAUUCAGCCCGGAUUUCUUCAGUACACCAUUCUGAUCAAGUCCCUUAUAAGGCGAAACCGCAUCGUUGAAGCGAUGGAAUAUAUGCUGGAGCUCGAGCCGUAUUAUAAGCGUAUCGAAGAAGAGGCCGAGCGUGCCUACUACAACCAGACGCUGGUUUUGGGUCUCGGUCUCGAUCUGCACGAGGCAAGGCAAGCUUGGCCCAAGGCCCAGGUGCGCAAAGAAGCUACAUGGCAUGCCUUCCACUCCAUGUGUGCCAUUUUGAUGGAUAAGAUCUCGGAAAUUGAAGUAGACGAAGAAUUGGCGACGCGGACGAUACCUCAGUUCAUUGGCAUCUUCCGGAACAUGUUCCGCAACGUCGUCAAGUACAAAAUUCCUGGGGGGGUGGUAGAGCUGUACAAGAUCCGGACGAUCCACAGACCCGGCACAUGGGAAGACGCCACCUGCUCUUUGGGGUAUUCCUAUCAAGUCUCGUAUCACUCUCAUGAAGAGAAGGAAUGUGGUAUCGGUUAG
This is a messenger RNA of Lasiosphaeria miniovina, 2341 nucleotides long. Its product is annotated as mitochondrial ATPase expression-domain-containing protein. The transcript has 2 exons. The record is from RefSeq and is a predicted model, not a curated record. The coding region runs from base 206 to 2341 and encodes 711 amino acids. Gene Ontology annotation, molecular function: protein binding. NCBI's taxonomy places the organism in Eukaryota, Fungi, Ascomycota, Sordariomycetes, Sordariales, Lasiosphaeriaceae.